Eublepharis macularius is the source of this 3976-nucleotide messenger RNA. It is a transcript of the gene NR2C1, whose product is annotated as nuclear receptor subfamily 2 group C member 1. The transcript is spliced from 16 exons. The record is from RefSeq and is a predicted model, not a curated record. NCBI's taxonomy places the organism in Eukaryota, Metazoa, Chordata, Lepidosauria, Squamata, Eublepharidae. Gene Ontology annotation, molecular function: RNA polymerase II cis-regulatory region sequence-specific DNA binding; nuclear receptor activity; zinc ion binding. Gene Ontology annotation, biological process: anatomical structure development; negative regulation of transcription by RNA polymerase II; cell differentiation. The coding region runs from base 235 to 2178 and encodes 647 amino acids.
GGCGGCAGCGGAGGAGAGGGGGAGGGGAGGCGGAACGCCACGCGAGACGCGACAGGACAGGAGCGACCGCAACGGGCGGGGUCACGAACUCUGACCUCCAGAGCCGGAGCCGCCGCCGACCAAUCCCCCCACCCCACUGCAGCCGCGCCUGUCAGAGGGUGUCCAGAAAAUAAUUAUGCAUUCAAGGAACAGAAUGUAACACCAGUAACUUGAGAACCCUGGUGAUUGAAGAUCAUGGCAACCAUUGAGGAACUGGCCCAUCAGAUUAUUGAGCAGCAAAUGGGGGAGAUAGCACAUUCCCAAGCAUCUGUCACACAAACACUAAUGGAUGGGUCAGCGCAAAGAAUUCAAAUUGUCCCUGCAGAUACAGGUCUCACCUUACCUCAACGCAUACAGAUUGUGACAGAUCAGCAGACUGGACAGAAGAUUCAGAUUGUUACAGCACUUGAUCAGACUGCAACAGGCAAGCAGUUCAUUUUAACAAAUCAUGAUGGUUCUACCCCAAGCAAAGUGAUCCUUGCCAGGCAAGAUGCAACUCCAGGAAAAGUUUUCCUAGCAACUCCAGAUGCUGCAGGAGUCAACCAGCUUUUCUUUGCAUCUCCAGAUAUAUCUGCACAACACAUUCAGAUUUUAACAGAUAAUUCUUCCACAGAACAAACCUUAAAUAAAGUAUUUGAUCUCUGUGUAGUCUGUGGAGAUAAGGCAUCAGGACGACAUUAUGGAGCUGUAACAUGUGAAGGAUGCAAAGGAUUCUUUAAAAGAAGCAUACGAAAGAAUUUAGUGUAUUCAUGUCGAGGGGCAAAAGACUGUGUGAUUAACAAACACCAUAGAAACAGAUGUCAGUACUGUAGGCUACAGAGAUGUAUUGCUUUUGGAAUGAAGCAAGAUUCUCCACACCCUUUUGUAGCUGUUCAAUGUGAGAGGAAACCUGUUGAAGUAUCACGAGAAAAGUCUUCAAAUUGUGCAGCUUCAACAGAAAAGAUUUACAUCCGGAAAGAUUUGCGCAGCCCACUAACAGCAACUCCAACCUUUGUCACAGACAGUGAAACAGCAAGGUCGACAGGAAUGUUGGAGUCUGGAAUGUUUGUGAACAUUCAUCAGUCUAGUAUAAAGAAUGAGCCUGCAGUGCUGAUGACUCCAGAUAAGGCUGAGACAUGUCAAGGAGAUUUAAGUACAUUGGCAAAUGUGGUAACAUCAUUAGCAAGUCUAAGCAAGUCCAAAGACAUGUCUCAAAGUAGUCCUGACCUAUCUGUGAUAGAAAGCUUAAGCAAUGGAGAUGCAUCAUUGUCUGAACUCCAGCAAGAUGAACAGGCAAACACUGAUGUUUCAAGGGCAUUUGAUACUCUUGCAAAAGCAUUGAAUCCUGGAGAAAAUGCAUCAUGCCAGAGCUCUGCAGAAAGUAUGGAAGCCAGUGCACGUCUCGUUGGUGAAGAAGCAAACAUGAAUAUUGUUGAAAUAGAGGGCCCUCUUCUCAGCGAUGCUCAUGUAGCUUUCAGGCUCACCAUGCCUUCUCCUAUGCCUGAAUACCUGAAUGUUCAUUAUAUUUGUGAAUCAGCAUCUAGAUUGCUCUUUUUAUCUAUGCACUGGGCACGUUCCAUUCCUUCUUUUCAAGCUCUAGGGCAAGACAACAGCAUAUCAUUAGUUAAAGCCUGCUGGAAUGAACUCUUUACUCUUGGUCUUGCACAGUGUUCACAAGUAAUGAAUGUAGCAACUAUAUUAACUGCAUUUGUUAAUCACCUUCAUAGUAGUUUACAGCAAGAUAAGCUGUCAGCAGAUAGAGGAAAGCUUGUGAUGGAACAUAUCUUCAAACUGCAGGAAUUCUGCAACAGUAUGGUGAAGCUUUGUCUGGAUGGUUAUGAAUAUGCUUAUUUGAAAGCAAUUGUACUCUUCAGCCCUGAUCAUCCAGGCUUAGAAAAUGUGGUACAGAUUGAAAAAUUUCAAGAAAAAGCAUAUAAGGAGUUUCAAGAUUAUGUAACAAUAGUAUAUCCAGAUGAUACCUACAGACUGUCUCGGUUACUUCUCAGAUUGCCUGCCCUGAGACUGAUGAGUGCUGCUAUCACAGAAGAAUUAUUUUUCGCAGGACUAAUUGGAAAUGUUCAAAUAGACAGCAUCAUACCAUAUAUUCUAAGAAUGGAGACUGCAGAUUACAACUCCCAAAUAAUUGGCCAUGCUGUAUAAAUGUUGAACCACAGAUUGUAUACCAUGGCAAUCAUGGUGAUGUAAAUGUACACUUAUCUCCAAGAGAUAACAAGAAACUUUCCAGUGCAACAAGAAAAAUAAAAGAAGAUGCAACUUUCUCUCUUCCUGAGCAUUUGGGAAACACAGCAGAAUAGCUUGAGUGAUACAGGAUGACUUUUUAUCUGGUUUUCAAGAACUUGUACAUUACUUAGAAUCUAAUGAAAACAAAGAGUAGUUCAUCCUAUUUUUGUAGCUUAGCUGUAUCUGGAACACUGACAUUAAGAACGCCAGACAAAUGUAUGAAACAGUCUUUGGUUGGGGAGAAACUUCACCAAUACAUUUCAGCUUGAUGUUUGAAAAAAUAAAUUGACUUUUUUCCCUCUGUUGUGUUUUUAGUAUCUUGUUUCUACAAAUUCAGUUUUGUCAGUUUUGAUAUAUGUCUGAAAUCCUGAACAAGCCAUUUUAUUUUCUUCUGCAACAUCUUAAGAUUUUUUUGCUAUCUUUCAGCUACUUUGAACAGAAAUUUUUGUUCAACCAACUUGGCAUUUUUCAAACAUAGGACAGCUGUGAAACUGGCUUGAAGAUAUUAGCACUCCAAAGUACUUAUACUAUUUGGUUUAAUUCAAGAAACCAAUAGAUGUCAUGUUCAGAGUUAUGAUUUAAAAUUAAAAGUAUUAUAAAUAUUUUAAUGGCAUCAGGGUUUUUUUCUGUGCUAGAAUUUAAGUUGUGCAAUAUUCUUAUAUAGUGCCAGCUCUAUUUUAGUCAGAUGUCCCUUCACACAGCUAAGAAUCAAAUUGACUAAUGUUAGAGAUGCCAUUUCAGUCCAAGCAUUUGAGCCAAUUUACCACCUUUAGUGGACCUCCAGUAUCAGUCUUGACUCUUCUUCAAGAUUUAGAUAAGUUCUCAAUGCAGUUGUUUAAAAAAAAGGGGGGGAGGGGUCAGAUAUAUAAACCAAUUAUGGAAUUUAUGUUCAUUCUGUUUUCCUGAACAGUACUGAGUACAGAAUCCUCUUUACAAGUUUUAUGUUGUCAUAAUAUGCUUACUGCUGAACACCUUCAGUCUUUGAACUUUUUCCCCAGGGCACUUCUGCUUAUUAAAGGGUUUUUUAAAAUUGCCAUAUAAUAAAGUUAACCAAGCACCAACUUCAAAUAUCAAUUUACUGUUAUCAAGAAUGGUCCAUGAUUUUUUUAAAAAUAACUUUAUUUUAAAUCUUGAUCAUACUAACACAACUGCCUCUAGUUGAGAGUUCUUGCUAACAGGUCUGUGAAAAGGGCUUUCUAUAAUUUGAAAGAUAGGAUUCUUUGCAUCAGGUUUUUCUAAACUGAUUGAAUUAGUCUUACAUAUUUUAUUGCAUCCCCUAACAAUAAUGAAGUGAAGAGUUGCAUUUCCCCCAAAAAGAUACGUGCGUGUGCGUGUGUGAUGCGUGAAACUACGUGCACACAUAAGAGUUGUAUUAUAUUUUCUUGAUUCUAUAUUAACAGGUAUAUAUUGUAGUUACAAUUUGAGCUGUUUUAAAUCCUUCUAAAAUGUCUACUGCAUUGUACAUCUCCCUAAUGGGCUCAAUAUAUUAUUGUUAUACUUAUUUCUUUCCGCUAUCACUGGAAAUCAAUUACUUUUUCAUUCCGUUCCAUUUUUGUAUAAAUUUUAUUUGUAGUUCAGUUGUAGCAUAAGCCUCAGAAUGUUCUAAUUACUGUCUUGCCAUUGUAUAAAAAUUUCUGUAAAUGUCUUGAAAUCUGAAGAAGUGUAAAUUCUAUUUUGGCUGUAUUUUUAAAAAUAAAUUGUAAUUUUUAUUAUGGAA